Messenger RNA from Dicentrarchus labrax (European seabass), 4729 nucleotides. RefSeq names its product v-src avian sarcoma (Schmidt-Ruppin A-2) viral oncogene homolog (gene src). NCBI's taxonomy places the organism in Eukaryota, Metazoa, Chordata, Actinopteri, Moronidae. Gene Ontology annotation, cellular component: extrinsic component of cytoplasmic side of plasma membrane. The record is from RefSeq and is a predicted model, not a curated record. The coding region runs from base 425 to 2083 and encodes 552 amino acids. The transcript has 14 exons. Gene Ontology annotation, molecular function: growth factor receptor binding; non-membrane spanning protein tyrosine kinase activity; ATP binding. Gene Ontology annotation, biological process: protein phosphorylation; osteoclast development; negative regulation of extrinsic apoptotic signaling pathway.
AUCACAUCCCAGUGUUUUGGUCAGGAUUGGAUGUUCCUGCACAGGAGCUGUGACUGUCGGCUGGUUUCCACGCGUAAAGCCUGGCGUGUGAUAGGCAAAUCGGGUAUUUCUGCUUCAAUCCAGCUGAUUUAGCCUCUAAUGAAAAAUGUGUUCAUAGCUCCGGAGUCAUUCCCCGUCAUGACCUCACCGGGCCGCCCCUCCAGUUGAAUGGGAUCCCUCAUCGUCCGUCUGUCGCUCGUUUUUGGCACCGACCGUCUCUGCUGCUGUCACCGCCGCUCCAAAGCCCCGAUUUUAAGGAUCUGCGCGCUUUUUGGGGGGUUUCUCUAAUCAGUUCAUUAAUGGUUUGAUGCGAAAUCCGCCUGUGUGAUCGGCAGAAGAGAGUCAACGCCAAAUCUCCAGCAGCCUGCGCGUCAGGGCCUUGGCCAUGGGGGUAUCCAAGAGUAAGCCCAAGGAUGUAGGCCAGCGAACCCGCAGCCUCGAUGCCAACCUCAGCUCCGGGGGAGGGGCUGGCGGCCACCACCUCAACUCAAAUCAGCAGUCCUUAACACCCAAUCGUAGCCCUACUGUGGAUGGAGGUCUCGGUGGCAAUCCGUCUAUGACCAAUACCGCAGAGCUGGCCCUUUUUGGAGGCGUGGACAAUAAUAGUGUCACCUCUCCCAACAGACUCACACUAGCAGGAGGCGUGACAACCUUUGUGGCAUUGUAUGACUAUGAGUCUAGAACGGCCUCAGAUCUGUCUUUCAGGAAGGGUGAACGCCUCCAGAUAGUCAACAACACGAGGAAGGUGAACUGCAGAGAAGGGGACUGGUGGCUGGCGCGCUCCCUGACCACUGGAGAGAGCGGUUAUAUCCCCAGCAAUUAUGUGGCUCCAUCCGACUCCAUCCAGGCAGAAGAUCAUCUCAGACUGACUCUAGAGUCCAGGUGGUACUUUGGCAAAAUCACUCGCCGUGACUCAGAGAGGCUGCUGCUGAGUUUAGAGAACAGGAGAGGGACUUUCCUGGUGCGAGAGAGUGAGACCACCAAAGGUGCCUACUGUCUGUCUGUAUUGGACUAUGACAACACCAAAGGGCUGAAUGUGAAGCAUUACAAGAUCAGAAAGCUGGACAGCGGAGGCUUCUACAUCACAUCACGCACACAGUUCAGCAACCUGCAGCAGCUUGUCAAUCACUAUCGCAAGCAUGCUGAUGGGCUGUGUCACACUCUAACAGACAUUUGUCCUGUACUGAAGCCUCAGACUCAGGGCUUAGCCAAGGAUGCCUGGGAGAUCCCGAGAGAGUCCCUCCGUCUUGACCUCAAGCUUGGACAGGGCUGCUUUGGAGAGGUCUGGAUGGGAACAUGGAACGGUACAACAAGGGUAGCAAUAAAGACUUUGAAGCCCGGCACAAUGUCCCCUGAGGCCUUCCUCCAGGAAGCUCAGGUCAUGAAGAAACUGAGACAUGAAAAGCUUGUUCAGCUCUAUGCUGUGGUGUCUGAGGAACCGAUCUACAUCGUCACAGAGUAUAUGGGACAAGGUAGCUUACUGGAUUUCCUGAAAGGUGACAUGGGCAAAAUGCUCCGCCUCCCCCAACUGGUGGAUAUGGCCUCCCAGAUUGCUUCAGGGAUGGCUUAUGUGGAGAGGAUGAACUAUGUGCACAGAGACCUCAGAGCUGCUAACAUCCUGGUGGGAGAUAACCUGGUUUGCAAAGUGGCUGACUUUGGUCUGGCUCGCCUCAUAGAGGAUAAUGAAUAUACUGCCAGGCAAGGAGCCAAGUUUCCCAUCAAGUGGACGGCUCCUGAGGCUGCUCUGUACGGCCGCUUCACCAUUAAAUCUGAUGUCUGGUCAUUUGGGGUUCUGCUGACUGAACUGGCCACUAAGGGCAGAGUGCCCUAUCCAGGUAUGGUGAAUCGGGAGGUGUUAGACCAGGUAGAGCGUGGCUACAGGAUGCCGAUCCCUGCAGAGUGCCCUGAAUCUCUGCAUGACCUGAUGCUGACCUGCUGGAGAAAAGAACCCGAGGAGAGGCCCACCUUUGAGUACCUGCAGGGCUUCCUGGAGGAUUACUUCACCUCCACGGAGCCUCAAUACCAGCCAGGAGAGAACCUGUAACUGGGCUGAACGUGGAAAUGUGCAUGCCUCAUGCAUGUGCAAAACUGAGCAUGUGCAUCUACUUCAGAGAGUGUGUGUGUGUGUGUGUGUGUGUGUGUGUGUGUGUGUGUGAGAUGGUGUGUGUGUGUGAGGCUGUGUGUGAUGGUGUGUAUGUGUGAGGCUGUGUGUGUGUGAUGGUGUGUGUGUGUGUGUACAGUACAACGGGGCAGAAAGCCGACUGCAUUCUGGGUACAAUCAGUAACUGUCUGACAUCAAGGAGUGUCAGUGGGACAUCAAACCAAUCAGCAACAUUCAGUUCCUGCGUCUUUCCAAAGUCAGUGUCAUGCUCUCCAACAUGUCAGCUCUGAGGGAUGUUUGCAAAGGCAAAGACUGAACUGUGGUAUUAUUCUGAGUUUACCAUACUGUACGUUCUUUUGUCUGUCAAUCAAACCAACACCCUACACAGCCAAGCAGGUGUUUCUACCUUCCUUGUGUUUGUAAGGCGCCCUAAUGAUAUACAUUAGGUACAUUCCCCAUGCACUCUUCCUGUGUUAAUUCACCUGACUAAUCUUGUAGUUUGGCAGCUUCAACACUGCAACUGACUCCAGACUAUGACAUAAAAGACAUGGGGGAGUCGAACAUGGGAGUCCAGAGAAUGAAUGUUGGGUACAAGUAUUGUCCUGCUGAAGGCUCAACUUCAGGAUGUCUAUUUUUAAUACAUUUACUUUGGGAUACACACAUGCUCAGAGUCCGUCUUCCAUUUUGCCACCUAAGAAGCAGCUAUUUGGGACGUACAAUAAUUUGCCAGGAUAUUGUUGGUCUUACAUUUUUAUUAUUAUUAAACCUGGAUCAACUGGAGUGAAUGGUUUUAUUUAAUAACCAUGCUUCCCCCCUCUCCCUCCCUCCCUCCCCGUGCAACAUUGAGGCUAGUUUCCCAACUGCUGUGAGAUUUUUGUAUGAGACUAACACCCUCGAUUCCCAUCAGAGUGUAUAGACUUACUCACCAAUCAGACGAAUUGGUUUAUCGCUGUGACCAACAUACAGCUCAACACAAAGAAGAGAAGAGGCGGCGUCUGUCUCUCUAUUUUCUAAUCGUGACUUUUCUUACACAACUAAUGGCUACUGAUCACUAACGGUCUCAGGAUGGAGAAGACUAGAAUUCUGCUGCGAGGAUUUUUGUGCCAAUGAAAAUCUCUUUUGUACUCUCUUCUACUGUGUAAAAGUGUAUUUUACUACUCUGAACUUUUCCUACAAUGAAGUCUGAGUCGGAGUAGAGAUUCUGCUGUUCUUCUUCUCACCUGAUCCCGCACCUGUGUAUAGCACCAACCGGCCCACCAGCAUGGUUUUCGAGGUGCUGAUUUGUUUUCAAGCAUUCAAAUUAAAAUCAGGUGAAUCUUCUUUCAUGUCUCCUUUGAGUUCUAACCUUCAUUAAUAUGAAGACUGUUUUUAAUUAGCCUUCACAUUUCCCUAUUUAGUGCGUCUUAGAGCACAACUGUACACUGGAGAUAUUAUGUUUCUGUUCUCUCGUAAAUGAGCAUCAGAGUGACACUGUGCUGAGUAUGGUUGUGCCUUCCUCCAGCCUGUAGGGGGCAGACCAGAAAACCUUCCCAUAAACAGCAUGUAUAGCAAAAUAAAUUGGCAUCUUCAGACUUAAUUGUAAAUAUCCUUAAUGCUAAUAUUUUGUGUAUAUAUCAUCUUUAUAAUUUAUUCCUUUUAAAAUAACCCAAUUGUUUAUUUUGCUUUCAGCAUCAUCAUUGCAAACUUUAAUGUUUAUGGUACUUUUAUGGGUUAAAUAAUAUCUGACAAUAAUGAUAUAAAUAUAUAUUAUAGAAACACUUUUUCAAGUAUUUUUUUGUGCACGUAUUUCUGUGAAACUUAUCUUGGCUGUACAUUUACAAUAUGACUGACUGAGGAGAACUGCUCUGCAUCCCCUGACUCGCCUUUUUGGAGAAAAACACUCCUGUCUUGCCAGAUACUGAUCAUCUACCAGCAUUACUCCUUCCCAUAAAUACAAUCAAAACCACAAAUGUUUACAUCGUGAUAAUCUUCUAAUCAUUUUGGUGCUGCUUCAGAGGCUGGUAAAUGAGCAGGUAAAUCAAGUGUCAUUCUCAUUAAAUAUCUCUGUUUUCCUGUGUACACCUGACCAACAUGGUGUGUGUGCUGCCAUCAUCUGUACCUCCACGUUAAAUGGUUCGAUCGACCUCUUCGGCUUGGAUUUCACAAAGCACUCCUGAUUAUGAUUAAGUAACUCCGUACAGAAGAUGAUGUGGCUGCCACGAAUGGAAGGAGUUUGAUAUCUGUGUAGCGUCUACUAUGUCCUGUGGACAUGGGUUAUGCCUGCAUGGGUGUAGUCAGGUUGUCUGGCAUCCUCCCCUUCUUUCCCUGACCUGUCUCACUGAAUGCUUACGAGCAAAAGUGUGGAAAAAGUGCACGAAAAAGGUUCUAAUGUUUGUAUGCAGCCUCGCUUACAAGCCAAGGAUGUUUCCUGUGGGGUUCUGUGGGUCUUCUUUCUGGCUAUGCAGAUAUUUUUUUAAAUCUGUGAUAUUCCUAUAUAUACUCUUUUCUACUGUAUUCAAUAGGGAUUUUCAGAUAAAUAGCUCUUUGUUAAAUCCUACUGAAUAUUGUUCAAAUUUGAAAGUAUGUUUGAAUAAAAUUUGUAUAUUGCCA